UUUGCCAGUGUGGAGGAAGCCCUUUUACAUGCAAUCACUAAAAGGGAGGAAAUCAUCAUACGCUUGAUUACAAAUCACCCCGUAUACAAGGAACACGAAGAGGAAACGAAAGCUGGAAAGAGGUUGCACUGCCUACAAGAAGAGCGCCGCCAUUUUUCCUGCGAUGUUACACCUUUAAUGUUGGCCGCGCAAUACAACUAUCACGAAAUCAUCAGAUUGUUUCUUUCUCGAGGACAUGUGAUUUCCAAGCCCCAUAACUUAAACUGCAGCUGCUCUGAUUGCCUUGAGUUGUACGAGACAGGACCGCUCAGACUUGCUCAAGCUCGCCUUAACACUUACCGGGCUCUUGCCAGCCCUGCCUAUAUCAUACUCUCCAGCAAAGACCCCAUACUAACCACUUUUCAACUAAAAGAAGAACUGCGAUAUAUUGUAUCCAGGAAAAGUGAAUUUAUGCACGAUUACAAGGUACUGAUAGGACAGUGUCUUCAGUUCUCGUGUGAGCUAAUGGACUUGUGUCGGUCAACAAAGGAAGUGGAGGCUAUAUUAGGAGACACAGACGCUGACGGCCGAGACCCACUGGCCAGGUUCAAACUAGCAAUGCACUUACAAGAGAAGAAGUUUGUUGCACACCCCCACACCCAGGAGUACUUGUCCACCAUCUUCUACGGCCGCUUCAACCACAUGAAAAGCCUGGCAUCGUGGAAGAAAAUUGCAGUUAUCAUAGUGAUCACACCGUUCUUGCCUCUCCUCUUCCUGCUUUACCUAGUUGCUCCAAAUUCAUAUGUUGGGAUGGCACUGAAAACCCCAGCGGUUAAACUGGCAACAAGAACGGUCUCUUAUAUCUGUUUUCUACUCCUGAUUGCCUUGGCAACAUUCCGAUUGGAUUUCUACACCACUGAGAGAGACGCCUCGGGGACUUUAAAAAAAGAUGCUCGUUUUCGCCACGACUUUCGACCUGCGCAAGAUGCCCUUGUAACCAAUAUACAAUGGUGUCUGGUUUUCUGGAUCUUAGGUUCUUUUUGGACAGAGUGCAAGCAGGUUUAUUUUUCUGGUUUUAAAGAUUACUUCUGGGAUUUUUACAACGUCAUCGACACCUUUAUGAUGGCCUUCUAUGCUGCAUCGUACGCUUUGCGGUUCGUAGCACAGAUGAAAAUAAUGGAAACACAAUACUUCUUUGACGCCGAGCUCAAGUUGGCGCGGCAGCUGCUGUUUUCAAACAGUAGUGAUAGCGUGGAACAAUAUGUGCAAUUUCGUCAGCAGUUGUUUGGAAGCAGAAUACCACAGGCAUAUUUUCUUCGCGGUGAUCGAUUCUGGUGGGAUCCGUAUGACCCUGAAAUUGUUUCGGAUUGUCUUUUUGCCGUGGCCAAUGUGCUCUCGUUCUCACGGCUGACUUACAUUAUGCCAGUCGCUGAAUUCUUAGGUCCGCUGCAAAUUUCGCUGGGCAGAAUGUUCGGGGAUAUUGUCCGUUUUACUAUAUUGUUUGUUUUGAUCAUGUCUGCUUUUGUACUAGGCCUAUGUAACCUGUACUGGUAUUACGGUAUGUACGUCAUACAGCACGGCGAUUCAACGGUCAGCAACGAGGCUUUCAGAGGCUUGUCGCAAACGUUCGCCACAUUGUUUUGGGCUUUAUUCGGACUGGUGGAUAAAGGAGACACCGCCAUAGCUGCCGGAGAGAAGCAAAUCUUUCAGGUGCCCGGAUCUCCACGCCUGGUGGAAGGGGUGGGCACCGUCCUUUUCGCGGCCUAUCAUGCCGCCAUGAUUAUUAUCAUUCUGAAUAUGCUCAUAGCUCUGAUGAGCCACAGUUUUGAGGACGUGCAGGCAGAUACGGAUCAAGAGUGGAAGUUCGCUCGGGCCAGACUCUGGUUGGUCAGCAUAGAACAUGGCUACACUUUACCAGCGCCUUUCAAUAUCAUUCCAUCUCCGAAGUCGUUCCUUUACGUUUUCACGAAACUUGGUAAAACUUACCAUAGAUGUAAGAGGCACUCAGAAAAGGAGAUGGCUAACAGACAGCCAAGUAGAGAGUACAAGACGACCAUAAGACACAUCGCGAAGAGAUAUCUGUUUAAACUUGAGCAAGAACGUCAUAACGUUGAUAUAUCGGAAGUGAAAGCUGUACAAGAGAAUCCCAAGUCUCCGGUGACUCCACAAGGAAGCGUGCUCCCGACACCGUCUCAGUCCAUGGUGAUCCCCGAGGCGCUGCAGGCGUUGCGAGAGAAAAUCAGCUCUAGGUUACUGGAACAGGGAGCAGAACUGACUGAAGAUGAUAAGUCUCCAAAGCCGGCGCCCAGGUCUGGCGUACCUUCAUCUGUAAGUUUACCAGCAUUCCCUAUAAAUUCGGCGACUCCUGCAUCAGUACCUGUUAGAUCGGGCCAAGCCAAGGUGAUCUCUAACACCAGACAUCAUCCAGACGGUACUAAUGUAGAAACUCAAGAGGUAGCCUGGGUAAAUCCGCCCCGGAGCCUCAGUCUGAAUACCGCGGGCGGUGGGCGAAACCAUGCUAGAAGUUCGAGCGAUGUCAUUAAGGGCCUGCUUAAGCCGCCUACCCCUCAAACUCUAAGAAGAGGCUCGCUGAAGGGGCUGCUGACACAGGUUGACUCUCAGUCGUCUGAUUCUUUGCGUUCUUCUGAACAAGAUUUGGAUAGGCUAUAA
Molecule: messenger RNA, 2649 nt
Organism: Lingula anatina
Lineage: Eukaryota; Metazoa; Brachiopoda; Lingulata; Lingulida; Lingulidae
Product: short transient receptor potential channel 7-like
Biological process (GO): regulation of cytosolic calcium ion concentration; calcium ion transmembrane transport
Cellular component (GO): plasma membrane; cation channel complex
Molecular function (GO): inositol 1,4,5 trisphosphate binding; protein binding; store-operated calcium channel activity
Source: RefSeq, a predicted model, not a curated record